Messenger RNA from Mobula hypostoma (lesser devil ray), 672 nucleotides. RefSeq names its product receptor expression-enhancing protein 6-like. The record is from RefSeq and is a predicted model, not a curated record. The transcript has 5 exons. Bases 9 to 533 code for a protein of 174 amino acids. NCBI's taxonomy places the organism in Eukaryota, Metazoa, Chordata, Chondrichthyes, Myliobatiformes, Myliobatidae.
GAGAAACGAUGUCUCUGAGUGUGUCUCGAUUUGUCCGCACUUUGAUCGCUUUGGUUGCCUUGUGUUCACUACUUGGAUUUGGGCCAUCCUUGUUCACUUGGUUUAACGUGAUUGUUUUCCUCUAUCCAGCCUACUUUUCAGUUUUAGCUAUUGAAAGUGCCGAUAAAAAGGAAAAAUUGAAGUGGCUUAGUUAUUGGGUGAUCUAUGGCACAUUUGCUAUCGUUGAAUGUGUGGCAAGCAUCCUCUUCUAUGCAUUUCCAGCCUUUUAUAAAUUGAAGACUCUCCUUCUGCUGUGGUGCAUGGCACCCGUUGACUGGAAUGGUUCUCAUAUUAUUUACACGAAGGUCAUCCAUCCCUUCGUCUACACGCCAAAACCCACGGUGGAGGAAAUCAACAGAAAAUCUUUCGAAACCACAGAUGAUGAUAUCAAGCCAGAGGGUUCCUCAACAAUGGACAUGAUUGGCAUCACCUCAACCCCAAAAGCACGCAGAAAUAAAUUAAGUGCCAUCUUUGGCAAAUCAUUGAUCAAGUGAGAAGCCCACUGUGAAUGGGGAAAUAAUGAGGUGAUGGUAUCCCAAGUGUUUCCAGUCAGAACUUCAUAAGUGAAACUCCUGUACAGUCCCAAAUGCAUCCUCCCUUAAGAAAUGUUGUUUGAAUAGAUUGUGCACAAAG